AUGGCAGAUAUUUUGACAAGUUAUGCUAAAGUUUUGGGAGAUUUGUAUGUUACCGGAUGUAUUUUGCUUUUCCAUAAUUUUGAGGAGGCCGGCAUUUUUUCAGAGAAUAGAUGCUGGAGUUAUGUGAUCGCUCCCCUUUUCACUAGCAUACCAUAUAUAAUUCGUUUUCGUCAAUGUUUAUCAGAAUAUAUGAAAUCGAAUUUUCAUAAAAAAUGGCACUUAUUUAAUACCCUUAAAUAUGCCUCGGCUUUUCCAGUUAUUGUUUUAUCGGCUUUGCAAAAAAGAUACGAUUUUGCCACAUUGGAUUCCGACUCUGCUACUCUUGGACAAUCGACUUUAUAUAAUUUAUGGUUAUUUUCCGUAGCUUUAAAUUCCGUGUAUGCUUUCUAUUGGGAUGUAGAAAAGGACUGGGGACUUCAAUUUUUCACAUCCGGAUCUUCCCAUAAAAGUAGGUUGGGUCGCAUUUCAUUGAUAAUUCCAAACUUUAAACUCCGACGGACAAUGCACUUCAAAUGGCCAAUAAUAUAUUACCUUGCUAUACUGAUUGACUUCUUACUUCGAUUUACAUGGUCGCUCAAACUUUCAUCACAUUUGCAUGUGGUUACUGAAUUGGAGGCUCGUGUUUUUCUGAUGGAAUGUUUGGAAAUUGGGCGAAGAUGGUUAUGGAUGUUUUUCAAGAUGGAAAAAUUAUGGGUACACGAACAAAAAACUUUGGGGUAUGAGUUAAUGAGUAAUGUGAAUACUCGAAAGUCAAUUACAACAAAAGAAACUCCUUCAAUAUCAUCUCCUAAUUCGACAGUAUUUGCUGCUUUUCUUGAACAAGAUUUUGAUCCAAAGGCAUGGCUAAAUACCAGACUCAAGUCAACCUCGUCAAAUACUUCUUCUGCUUCAAAACGACGCCGUUCUUCAACAACCACAAAUAUACACUCCUCAUCUUCCACUGACUUGAUUCAUGGUGAAAAACUUAACAGGGCACAACUUUCAUUACUUUCAGGUCACACAGCAGAGCUUGUUGAAAAGUUACAGUACUUAAACCAGGAAGUUUCUAAUCGUCUUGAACGCACCAUUGAAAAUGUGGUGAAAAGCAUGCCAAAUGUAAUUUCAGAAUUAGAAGGGUUAAAAGAAGAUACUGAGAAAUUGAAGGUUAAUCUUUCCACUGUUCAACAGCACCUUGGUGAUGUUGAGGGUAAUACCGGUAUCGCUUUAGAUCGACUUCGAUACCUAGAUUUGGUAAAGACACGUAUGGAAGCUUCACGUGCAGUAUUGCGCGAAGCGGAAAAUUGGUCUAGCCUUGAAGCUGAAGCCAGCACCAUUUUUGCUUCGCAAGAUUAUCAGAAAGCCAGUGUUCGACUUCAAGAAGCCGAAAAAAGUUUGGCGAUUUUCCAGAAUACACCAGAAUAUGAAGAAAGAAGGCGAUUAUUAACAGAAUUACAGAAUCAAUUAGAGGCAACUGUUAGUCCACAAGUGGUCGCAGCAUUGAAUCAACACGAUAUCAAGGUUUGUCAAAAAUUUUACGUUAUUUUUGACCAAAUUGGACGAAAAAAGGCUUUUUGCAAUUACUAUUAUGGAUCAAGAAAAGCUCCUCUUGUUCAACUAUGGCAAGGAUCAUUAGUAUUAGAGGAUAGAGCUUCUCUAGAAGGAACUGCCAAUAGCAAUAGUAAUAAUGAUGAUGAUGACAAUACAAAAGAUUUUCAAAAAAACACGAAAUUCGUCGAUUUUUUAAAAAAAUUCUACGACGAAUGUUUUGUGGUGUUAAAUGAAGAGUACACGUGGUGUGGUAGUGUGUUUCCUGACGCGAAUGAAACACUGGCUGCAUUGAUUGAAAAUAUAUUCAAUUCGAUUAAACCACCAGUGACUGCACGCUUGGCUGAAUUGGUCGAUUAUUAUCAUGAUCAAUGUCUACCCCAAAUUAUUGAAGCAUUCACAGUAAGCGAGAAUUUCGGCCGAAAAAUAGAGCAAAUGCUACAAAGAUCAAUUCAAACUCCUAAAUUAUCGCACACUGUUGAAGUAAAAUGGGGUCAAUCAGUUUUUGAACCCUUUUUAAUAUAUCAGUAUGAUUAUGCAGCAUAUGAGAAAAACUAUCUGAUUGCAAUGCUGAAAAAAAUUCUAUCAUCAAAUAUUAAAACAUCGACCGUUGACUUAUCACGCGUGAUUUUAGAUACUAGUGGUAAGCUAUUUAAUUUAGUAGAUGAAGGUUUAUCACGAUGUAUGGAAUUCACACACGGAUUUGGUAGCGUUGGCUUAAUUGAAACAUUAAACCAAUUUUUCGAGACUACAAUCAAAGAAUAUUUUAUACUUUUAAACAAGUUACGUUCUGAAUGUGGACUGGAUCUGAAAGAAUCGAAACAACCAAACAAUAACAAUAGUGAACUUUUUGCUAAAUCAUCUUCUGGUCCUGCUGCUUCGAAUUUGAGUUUGGAUGAUGAUUUUGAUCAAGAUAAUCUUGCACAUGAAGAUUGGUCAAAUUUCCAAAUUGGCUUACGAUUGCUGGCUACAUGUCGCACAUUUUCGGAGAAGCUUGAUUCAUUUGAACAUAAAACUGCUGAAACUCUGUUAAAGACAAAUGAAUUAAUUCAGAGUGCAGAUAUUAAUAAUGAAAAAACAAACACAAAAUUACAUUGGUAUGAACAACGACGACCUUCUUUUCAAGAAAUCCCUACUUCUGUAGGAACGAGUGCAUUAAUAAGCCUUUUACAAGAAUCCCCGCUUAAUAGCUAUCAAUUACGUGAAUUAAUUUCGAGUCUUGAAGAAAAUCAUGCCACUGUUAAAGAAGACGAGGAGGAAAAAAUUGAGAUAAAUAAUCAAAAAAUUAGAAAAGAACAUUUAUUGUUUCGAUCUGCUAUAGAACUUCUUGAUCAAUUUAUUCGGGGAUGUCAGCGAUUUGUAUUUGACACGAUUUUCUUACCCAUCGUUAAGCAUCUCUCCAAUAUCAGUAAAAUGGAAGUCUGGAAAACAGCACCAGAGUCAAUUAAACAACGCUCUGUGUUGAACUUGGAAAUUCCAACUUUUAGUUUAUCACCUAGUGAGUAUAUAACUCGCAUUGGAGAGCAUCUUUUAACGCUACCACAACAAUUCGAGGUUUACGCAGAUGACAAAUCAUUGGCGUUUUCUAUUUCUUCGUUACCACACAAUGACGAUACUGAUGAUUUCGGUGAUGAUGAUAAGAUAGAAACAAUGACAAUCACUCAAAAGUCCGCAGAACCAAAACUACCUUCAGUAUCAAAUUUAGAAUUGGAUACAAUAACAAAUAUUGAUCAGCAAGAAAAUGUCAAAGAAACAAUUACAGUAACACACGCUUGGAUUACAUCAAUUGCACGCGGAACAAUGUAUGCAUUGGUGGAAAAGAUUUUAUCCAUUCCACAAUUAUCUAAGCAUGGCACUCGACAACUACUCACCGAUCUCGGUUACUUGACUAAUGUUCUGUCGGCUCUUGAUAUUUCUGCAGUGGAUGAACUUUUACAGAUAUAUAAUAUGUUGGAGAUGGAAGAAGGGCAA
This is a messenger RNA of Ambispora gerdemannii, 3495 nucleotides long. Lineage: Eukaryota; Fungi; Glomeromycota; Glomeromycetes; Archaeosporales; Ambisporaceae. The record is from the annotation of a GenBank genome assembly.